AUGGAAGAGGAGCAUAAGGGAGGUGAAGAAGUAAAGUACAGGGGUGUAAGGAGAAGACCAUGGGGAAAAUAUGGGGCAGAGAUUAGAGAUCCUACAAAGGCAACUGGAAGACAAUGGUUAGGAACGUUUGACACAGCUGAGGAAGCUGCUAGAGCUUAUGAUUGUGCUGCCAUUCGUUUAAGAGGUGCUCUUGCCAUUCUCAAUUUUCCUGAUGAAUACUAUCUUCAUCUUUCUUCUUUAUCGCGCUCGUCGUCAUCGUCGUCUGCUAGUUGUUUUAGAGAGCAAAAGGAAGUAAUUGAGUUUGAGUAUUUGGAUAACAAGGUUUUGGAAGAUCUUCUUGGAUCAUCUAAUGAAGAUAAUGAUGAUUGA
This is a messenger RNA of Vicia villosa (hairy vetch), 369 nucleotides long. Its product is annotated as ethylene-responsive transcription factor ERF098-like. Gene Ontology annotation, molecular function: DNA-binding transcription factor activity; DNA binding. Gene Ontology annotation, biological process: ethylene-activated signaling pathway; regulation of DNA-templated transcription. The coding region runs from base 1 to 369 and encodes 122 amino acids. The transcript has a single exon. The record is from RefSeq and is a predicted model, not a curated record. Lineage: Eukaryota; Viridiplantae; Streptophyta; Magnoliopsida; Fabales; Fabaceae.